Messenger RNA from Myotis daubentonii (Daubenton's bat), 226 nucleotides. Its product is annotated as thymosin beta-4-like. The record is from RefSeq and is a predicted model, not a curated record. Gene Ontology annotation, biological process: actin filament organization; regulation of cell migration. Gene Ontology annotation, cellular component: cytoplasm. NCBI's taxonomy places the organism in Eukaryota, Metazoa, Chordata, Mammalia, Chiroptera, Vespertilionidae. Gene Ontology annotation, molecular function: actin monomer binding.
CAUUCACUAGAGCCUCUGGAAAGGACAAUACCUUGAUUUUGGCCCCGUGAAACUUGUGUGACAUUGUGCCCUCCAGAACGCUUCCUCUGCAACCAUGCCUAUCAAACCCAACAUGUCUCAGAUUGAGAAAUUUGAUAGGCUGAAAUUGAAGACAGAAACACAAGAGAAAAAUCCACUGCCUUCAAAAGAAACCAUUCGACAGCAGAAGCCAGCAGGCAAAUCAUGA